Molecule: messenger RNA, 6810 nt
Organism: Kuraishia capsulata CBS 1993
Lineage: Eukaryota; Fungi; Ascomycota; Pichiomycetes; Pichiales; Pichiaceae
Exons: 1
Coding region: 1-6810 (2269 amino acids)
Biological process (GO): retrograde transport, endosome to Golgi; intracellular protein localization; endocytosis
Cellular component (GO): endocytic vesicle; membrane; Golgi apparatus
Source: RefSeq, a predicted model, not a curated record
AUGGGCGUGGAACUGGAACGCUUUUCGUUUGAGGCAUUGAAGCCUGCCUUACUCCAGGAAAAUGUCGAAAACAACUCCAAAACUGCCGACGCGCUAAACGCUCAGCUAUCUUUCCUUACUGAGUUUCUACUAGCCCUGGAUGCAAAAGAUAUACUUCCCGAAGACGCCAGUUUUCUUCUGGAUCAGUUGAAUCUCUUAGUGGAUCAUUAUAAAGAGACUUUCACCAAGGAUGGUGAGGAAAUACUGCAAUUGACCAGGCCGAUCAUCAGACUCCUAUCUAAGGCCUAUGCAGUGGUCUUUCAAACUCUUCUCGAAACUGGAAACAGCAAGUUCAGUAUUAAAUUGAUCGAUCUGAGCACAAAUCUGAGUGAAAUUUUGUUGAAAAACGUCAAGAAGUUAUCUUUGAAAACCAAUUGGUAUUCCACCCUGAAGCAUAUGGCCACCAUCAUCCUGCAGUUUAUCUUCACACGUUUCAAUGGGUUUCUGAAUUCAUUCAAGGCGUCGAUUCUCAAUUCUCUUUAUAAGCAUUUGUCCAAGUGCUAUGACAAUUACAAUUCCAGCGUGGAACACUCCAGAUUCAAUGCUAGUUAUUUUUGUGAUCUUCUAUUGCUGAUUGACAUCAUUCUUGCCAACGACACUGGAAGCAAUGUGUUGGAUGACAAGCUCCUGAACAGACUCGUGAAACUAUCCAAGAACAUAACCGCCAAGCACAACUCAAACCUUUCAAUCCCUUCCAAAGAGGGUUACACCUUUCCAAUUCUCAGUGUUGUGUUUGCGAACAACUACUUGGUUCACCUUCUGAAAUCAGACAGGUUUAUUUCAGCGAUCCCGAAAUCUUCAAGAACAGCGAAGACAGGAAGCUAUCUAAAUUACACCACCUCCUAUUUGCAUCGUUAUGUGGAUGCCAUGGAUACCUCCUACAAGAAGCUGAGAUUAUCUCUUGCAAAGAACCUUGCCGAUUUGCUGAUCUUCAACUACAUAUCCUAUGGAGUGAAUACGAAUGAUGCUUCUGGAUCUCUUGACAUGACUCUCGAGUUCAUAUUCGAUGGUUUCCUGAAGAACUCGCACAGUCCAAGGAUACGUGUUGGUUUGCUCGAAACGUUCUCGACGUUUGUGUUAAAGAUGAACCUAUAUCACCAAACUAACAGCAUCUCCACAGGCACUCAACAAGGAAACAACUUUGCCAGUGUGAGUUUCUUCAAGAUCUUCAAUUUCAUUCAGUCUACACUAUUUCUUUCUGAAGGCGAAGCAGUCACAGAGAAUAGUCUCGCUUCUCACAAGAUAGCCCGGAAUUCAAAUUUCAACGAGGCUUUAACUUUGCUCGACCAACUGGAGUCGUUGUAUAAGUUGCUACUGCGUGAGGUUGAUUGCGACAUCAACAAGCUUAUAAUUUUGAGCAAGCUCCUGCUGGGCGAUGUGGAUGCGAAUUCUGACUUGAACGUGCAAUAUCUUGAUGAUCUCUCCAACCCUUUCCGCGUGCUUUCCGCACUGAAGCUUGCACAACUGCUGAUAAAGGACCUGGAUCAGUACAUAUUGUCACAACAGGAGGGAUUCUUUGAUGGAAGUUCGGACUUGGUCACUGCUGCUUCGCAAAAGCUGUUUCAUCUUUGCAAAGUUUCAAACUUUGAAAUUCGCGUGACUGCCACCGAAACGCUUUCGUUGCUCAUAAAGGUAAAACCUGAGCUGACUUUUGGUAUUCUGAACGAUUCUUUGGGAAGUCUGAUACGCUCCCUGGAUGACUCAUCCAAUGAUAACAGUUUUGUAUUUAACGAGAACCAGGGACUGGCGUUUCUUAUCUCAACGAUACUCACAAGGGCACCAAAGGAUUAUAUCAACUCUGAUUUCAUCUUGCGAGUCUUCUCCACAACCACAAACUUUCUGAAGAAGUUCAACUCCACAGUUAUCACGAAUAAUGUACUCAGCACAAGUUCUGGCAGCUUUAUCUCGAAUACUGGUUAUGACAAACAACUAAUCAGUUGGAUCAUGCUAAUGGGUCUAUUCAACUUUGCUUCAACCGGCCCCUCCAACAGCAGCUUUUUCCUUAUGGAAUCCUCUCUAUUCUUGAAUAUUUGGAAGACCCUACUUGGACAUACUAUCCCGUCGACCUUUGUGAAAGUUUCGCCCAACAAUCAAAUUAGCAAUCUGAAUGAAAUAAUGAAACUGGUGGAGAUAAAAAACCAUUCCCUUGCUUGUUUGCUGAGCUAUAUCAACUACCUCGCUUCUACAAAAAACACGAGCGCCCUUGCGACUCACUUGAGUGGCCAGGCUAGCAUUAGCUUGCUGACACCUGAGUUGGCAAAGCAAUUGAAUCAGAUUUUGAACAAAAGUUUCACUUUUGUGGGUAAUUUGGAGAGCCAGGUUGGAAAGGCAGAGGUGCCAGGGUUGACUGACCAACUCAAAGUCACGAAACUACGCAUGCUGCAGAGUUUGUUGAAACUGCUUCCUUACAUGAAUAUCAGAAGCGAGUUCAACUCCUCGCUGUUGAUCCAAAUUGUGAACACAUUCAGUGAUCCCAAGGUUUAUUCUUACGUUUUGAAGGCCGAAGCAACCAAAUUUCACAAAACGAAAAAGAGAGCGGAUAGCUCGGAGGAGGAUGAGUUGGAGAUUUAUGGAAUAAACGACGGUCUCACGUUUGGCCUUACCAGCAAAAUGAACAUGUUCAAAGUUGACGAGCUAAUGGUCAAGGCUACUGACCUGGAGAAGCAAUCGGAAAUUGAUGAUUAUGAACUGGACUAUUUGCCAUCUCCCUUCUCCAAUUCAUCCGUCAUUGCGAUAGAGUCUUACCGCACGCGAAGCCACCUUGCUUCAGUAACAGACUUUGACGAAUACUUUGAGAACAAGCUUUUCCAGCCUAUCCAGCACAGUAUGCUACUGGACUACCUUAUGGUGUUGGUUCAGAACUCAGACGUAUACGGCUAUACUGACGUGCAUAACGCCCCUGUUAGCAUUGAUACGAUGUCCGUGGAUGUUUGCAUUGAGCUGUUUGCCAUCACUUUCCCAAGCAUUCCCUUGAAGAUUCAACAGUCCAUAUUGGAGACCCUGCGUGCUCCUAUCUUUUAUGCCAACAAAGGCUCACUGAAGAAUGAAAGUGCCUCAGAAAGUACCACUGAAGGGGUUAACCUCAGGAGACAGGCCGCCUCAAUUAAUACAGCCGUUGCAAUUCAUGGCAUGCUGAAUUAUAUGAGCAAUCACAACAACAGUACCUCUUCGAAGAGUAAGCUUUAUCUCCCCAAAGUGAUAGUCUCAGUCCUGGUGGACACUUUGCACUUGAUGAAGAGGAAGGAUCAUUUCAUGCUAGCACUAAACUCGGAAAGUAUAGGACUCUGUUGUUCCCUGCUGUCGGACAGUGAAAAAGACUUUGUGAGUCAACAGACUGCAAUUUUGAUCAACAAAAUUGUCGAAGACAAUGAUCCAUAUUCCAGGUCUUUUCAUGUGCAAUCACUGGCGAAGAUUUGCGAGUUCGGAAACGUUGCUAAUCCCUCUUCAAUUGUCAAUGUCGCAUUCAGUUUGAUUGCCGAUCCACAUCCAAUAGUGCACCAAUGGUCAAUGGAUGCUUUGGUUACAAUAUUGGGUAGUCAAACUCAAUUUGAGUUUGGAACUGCCAUAUGCUCAAAAGUGCUGUCGCAUCUUGUGAGAAUGAGUGUGAAGGAUGAGUUCGGUCUUUCGUCAAAGGUGACCAUUUUCUCCAAUAUGAGCUUUGACAGCAAGUACUAUUCCAGCAACUCACUGGCUAGAAUGGUAAGGUCUGUGGUGAACGUUCUCGGACCAACAGUUGUUCUCCUUGACGAGACAAGUAAGAAAAACCUGUCAUUUCUCCUGUUUGGACUGAUGUAUAUGGAGAACAAUGAUUUUGAAAUCAUUCUCCGUGAAUUGAUCAAGACGUUGGAAGAGCUGCAAGUGUUUGACAAAAGUUUGGUGUCAAACGAUCAAUAUGCCAAGUUGCUGAAGUUUGCCAUAGUGAACAAUUUCAGAACAGGAUUCUACAACAACUCGAUGUCUUUCCUUCCUCUUGACGACCAGUAUGCCUCAGGAAUAAGUUCUACCUCUGAGUUCUACCCAGUGAGCACAAGUCGCCUGAACUGGGGUAUUGCAGUCAAUACCUACCAUCAGAUGCUCAAACUGCAUCCAAAUGGCAGCUACUCUUCUGAGGUGUUCACUGAAGAUGUUCAGAAACUACUGUGGAUAUGUUACGAGUCCGACCCCGAUAAUCGCAGCAUUCAAAGCACCUGUAAUGACUGGCUCGAUUACUCUAUGGGACUGCCAGCUUCAUCAAAGGAGAAGUACUUGUGGUUUGACAAACUGGUUGGAUAUUUCAACAUUCCCAAAGCCGAGUUGUAUGCAGCCUUGUUAGCUGUUUUCAAGAAAAGGAUCAACAACAGUGGAAUGUUCUUUGACCUCAAGAACAGGUCAGCUACCGUUGCCGUGUCCAAAAAGGAGCCAUCAAGCAAGAACGAACAGAACGCCAAUGACGAGGAAGACUCUCAGAGUGGUAACGAUGGAGACUCGGUGCAAGCAGACGACGAGGAGGCUUUAGCUGGAGACGACAGCGUUGCAGUUGUUGAUCAUGGAGAGCAAGAGGAGACAGAUAAGCCUAAGUCCAACGCGUACACAGCAAAUGAUGCAUUGCACCAAAUGGUAGAGAAUGAGCCCACAAGCUGGAAGUUCAAAUUGCGAGUUCUCGGGUUGCUCACGAAGUUACUUCAGUACACCAGGAGAGAUCAGAAACUAAAGUUGUUCAUAUCCACGAAGAUAUCCGAGUUUGUGAGGAUUGCGUUUGUUUGUGCUACAUCCAACAUCAUGUAUCUGAGACUGAGUGGGCUGAAACUUCUAGGCGACAUAAUCGAGAUCUAUGCUGAUAUGAAAGAUCCACUGUACCCAGAGUCAUCUAUCAUGGAUCAGCAGCAGGCUCAAAUGAUCAGCGCAAUUGUGCCUGCAUUUGGAAAAGACUCCAGCCUUGAUUUAGCAGGUGAGGCCAUCGUUAUUGCGAGUAAGCUUGUGACCAGCCACAUAUCACAUAUUACCAAAAUGUCAAGGGUGGUGAAGAUCUUAACAACGUCUUUGGAGGAGUUCUCCUUAUCGGAGAACACAAGCAUUAACGACGACGGGAACGACACCUCGAAUACCAAGACCAUGAAGAUUGGAGAAAUACCAAUCUUGACAUCAAAGAACAAAAAUAAGGUGAAGUUGUCAGUUCUUGAUGCCUGGGCCAAACUGAAGAUCAAUUCAACAGAGAAUGAUGAAGAUCUCAACCAGAUGAUCAGCAAGUAUCUUGGGAUCCUGGUCCCCAUGUGGAUCUAUUCCAUGAGAGAAUUUGCCAUGCUCAAGUUUGGUUCUGAUUUCACUCCAAACUCAACUGAUGACGUUGAGCUGGAAACCUACGAAAACCAUUGGAUCGAUUUCCUUGAAGUUUUGUCGUUGGUACUAAGAGAAGACGAAGAGCAGUUUACAGCCCUCCUUGGAGGAGACAUCUCCAAUUUUGCCUUUGUGCUAUUUGGCCAGUGUAUUGAGUUUCUGGUGAAAUCUUCGUCUAACACGACCAGGAUGAGGGAAGGAGGUGAGAAGCAAAUCAAGGUUCUUGCUUCGUUGAAUAGGUUGCUAAUGCUCGACACAGUUGCCGAGACUAUCUUCAAGGACUCGGUUUUCAUUGAGUUCAUAGACCUGCUCAACAGACUUGUACUGGUCGUCCCGACGGAUGCGGUUUCUCACGUGGUUGAAAUUUCAACGAACGCUUUCAUGGGAUACUUCAAGACUGCUGGAACAAGAACCGUUGAAGAGCUGCAUAAUGACGUCGAUAAGCUGUUCGAACUUCUGAGAGUCAACAUGCAUGUCAUCACCACCGUAUUGCCCAUGGUUGCUGACGGGGAAGUCAACAUAGACAAAGUCCGCCGUUUAUCCGAAACGGACCUGGUUCUCGUCAGAACCUGUUUCUCUGCGUUGGUUGAAAUGAUAGAGAAGUUACCUGAAAUCAUCAAGGUGGAUCUUUACACUUGCUUACUGUUUGUGCUCAAGCUGAUUUAUGAGCUGAACGACUCAGAGUUGAUCACAAUAGCUCUUCCUACGUUGCGUAAGGUCUUUUCCGGAUUGUUGUCAAUCGACAGACCUGAAGUGAUUGAUGCUAUCACCAACUUUUAUUUCGAUCUUAGUCCAGUGAUUUCGAACAGAGAUGACAAGAACACCCUAGUGACGGUGCUGAUUCUUCUGACGUCUUGUCGCGAGAAGCUUGUGCUGACAAAGGAUGAAUCUUCGAAGGUUGCUACGGUAUUUAUUAAUGGACUGGUGUCUUCAGAUCAUCUGGCCCUCACAAUUCAGUCGAUCAAAAACCUGAUCAAUCAGGCUUCAACUAACAAAAACGGGUGCAUUGGUUCUGUGGUGGAGCAACUCAUUCCAAAAUUGAUCAUCCUCUUGGUCAGUACGCUGGAAGGAUCUGCUGAAAAGGCUAUCAGAGACCCAAGAUUGGUUCUCGAAAUGCUGGUCAUUUUCAGCAAGAGCUUGAAAGAAGAAAGUGACAUUGAAAUGUUCUACUCGAUUCUGAUUCCUUUACUUGUAUGGUUUGAUACGGCAUCUGGUGGCUCAUCUGACCCAAUUACAAGAAAGUAUACUCAUUUGAAACUGAUUGACCUUAUUGCGUUCAAUCCAGAGUUGUUCAAGAAAGUCAUCAAUGAUGGUAAUACAUUGAACGCUGAUGGGUCCACACGGUUGGAGAUAUUGGUCAGGUUUGAUGCAUCGUCAGUUCAAGGUGGUGAUGAAAUUGAUGGGAACAGCCAUGCUGCUAGCACAGCGGCUCAUAUUGAAUUGAAAACAUUCGGUUGA